Cornus florida is the source of this 783-nucleotide messenger RNA. RefSeq names its product probable CCR4-associated factor 1 homolog 11. Gene Ontology annotation, molecular function: poly(A)-specific ribonuclease activity; nucleic acid binding. Gene Ontology annotation, cellular component: P-body; CCR4-NOT complex; CCR4-NOT core complex. The record is from RefSeq and is a predicted model, not a curated record. Lineage: Eukaryota; Viridiplantae; Streptophyta; Magnoliopsida; Cornales; Cornaceae. The coding region runs from base 1 to 783 and encodes 260 amino acids. The transcript has a single exon.
AUGGUUGAAGAGUUCUGUUUGAUUCAUCAAGCCCGAAUUGAAUACCCAUACGCCUCGAUCGAUACUGAAUUUCCUGGAACCAUCGUUCGUCCAAACAUCAACCAAAACCUACCCUAUCAAAAUCGAUCCAUCCAAAACUACCAUUUUAUGAAGUUAAAUGUGGAUCAAUUGAAGCUGAUCCAGUUGGGGCUCACCCUUUCAGAUGCGCAAGGGAAGCUUCCCGAUUUUGGUACAAAUUCAACCUACAUCUGGCAAUUCAAUUUCUGCGAUUUUGACAUUGAUUCUGAUAAUCACAAUAGGGACUCGAUCGACUUGCUUCAACGCCAAGGUAUCAAUUUCGUGAAGAAUAAGCAACAGGGUAUUCAUGGAAGGGACUUUGCUGUGAUGUUGGGUUGGUCUGGAUUGAUUUUCAGGAGGUGUCCUUUGACUUGGGUUACAUUUCACAGCGCCUAUGAUUUUGGGUUUCUGAUCAAGUUGCUGAUUGGCAGAGAAUUGCCUAAUGAUUUGAGCGACUUCAUGCGGUUAGUGGGAUUUUAUUUUGGGAUGAGAGUUUAUGACAUCAAACAUAUGAUAAGAUAUUGUGAUGGCCUGUUUGGUGGUUUGGAAAGAGUAGCCAAGGCUUUGAAUGUCAAUCGUGUGGCCGGGAAGAGCCACCAGGCUGGUUCGGAUAGCUUACUCACCAUGCAGACGUUCCACAAGCUGAGAAAUGUUUAUUUCAAUCCGAAGGUGGACACAAAGUUGAACAAGUUUGAUUCGGUAUUGUUUGGGUUGGAAGUAAAUUGA